This is a messenger RNA of Morchella importuna, 2982 nucleotides long. RefSeq lists its product as uncharacterized. Gene Ontology annotation, molecular function: syntaxin binding; GTPase activator activity; myosin II binding. The record is from RefSeq and is a predicted model, not a curated record. The transcript has 8 exons. Gene Ontology annotation, biological process: regulation of exocytosis; establishment of cell polarity; regulation of protein secretion. Gene Ontology annotation, cellular component: plasma membrane; cytoplasm. Bases 1 to 2982 code for a protein of 993 amino acids. NCBI's taxonomy places the organism in Eukaryota, Fungi, Ascomycota, Pezizomycetes, Pezizales, Morchellaceae.
AUGGAGUUCUUACGAUCAAAACAGGCUGGAAUCCAACGGGAUUUCACUGGAGGCCUUGCGGCUUCAGAUUUAUUUGUCAUUGACGAGGUCGCAAAAUACGGCAUCGGGUCCACAAUCUCGGCUCUUGCGUAUGACCCCAUACAGUCUCUUUUUGCUGUCGGCACAAAUGAAACAACCACCUCGCCGGGGAAAAUCCAUGUUUUCGGCCAGAAACGAGUUCAUGUCACCUUCACAUUACAGCGAAAGUCGAGUGUCAAGUUUCUGAAGCUCUGUGAUUCAAGGAUCGUAGUUGUCGACAAUAGGAGCGAACUUUCCGUCUAUGAUAUGAGAGAUCCAGGCGCUGAGGGGGUCAGAUAUUCGCCACCAGGAGCUGUGACCUCGAUCUUGACCGACCCGUCCCUGGACUGGGUUUUUCUAGGGUUGGAAAAUGGCGAUAUUGUGACUUAUGAUCUUGACAGAGAGAUUCUGUCCCCAUUUAGGAUACCAAAUCUCUGGAGAGAAAGGUCGCCGAAAUCAAAAUUUCUUCCAGUUGUAUCAUUAGCUCUACACCCUCGUGAUGUGGGGACUCUUCUAAUUGGGUAUCUGGAGGGUACUGUCAUCUUUUCCAUGAAACAAGAGAAGGUGUUGCAUUAUCUUCAAUUUGAACUACCACCUGGAGCUCCCGGGGCAGAUACAGAGCGAGGCACUAUAUACAGUCUGCGCCGACCCAACGUCGUGGAAGCGCUUUGGCAUCCUACGGGUACGUUUGUCUGCACAACUCAUGACGAUUCAUGUUUGGCUAUUUGGGAUCCAAAAGAUGGAAGAAUCGUGCAGUCAAGAACCACCACAGAUUCGUACGUUCAUCUGCCCGGGACACCGCCCAGCGCAGAUAUGUUUGGUGCUGGUGGCGAUGGCGAUGUAGUUUCUAUCAGACAACCUUUGUUCAAAGUCGCCUGGUGCUCCACGAAUAAUCCCGAUGAAACUAGCAUUCUCAUAGCCGGUGGUAAUCAAUCUUCAAUGCCUGUGAAGGGCAUGACUUUGUGGGAUCUGGGAGUGACCCCAAACAUGCUCACCUCAUCGUAUCAAAUUAUAUCAGAUUAUUUUGCCUCUCCUAGACGCCAGCGCUGUCUCCCGACUCCUAUUGAUGUGGAUGUAGUCGACUUUUGCCUUGUUCCUCGUACAAGUCCCCAUUACGCUGGGUCUCAUGAUCCUAUGGCUAUCAUCGCCUUGCUCUCAUCCGGAGAAUUGACAACAUUACGUUUCCCUGAUGGCCAGCCACUAUCACCGGCUACAAUUCUUCAUCCGUCGCUUUCAUUGUGCCAUCCGUUUGCUACAUAUGCCAACUUAUCAGCUAUAAACCGUCAGCGCUGGCUUGGAAUGAUUGAGAAACGCGACAAGCCCAAAGAGAUGAUCAUUGGCGGCAUUGAGCACCCCAAGCCGCUUAGGCGAUAUGAGAAUCGUACAGUUGUGCAAACUGCACAUACUGACGGAACAGUCAAAAUAUGGGAUUUGGGCCUCGGAGAUGAGAUUGAAAACAGAGAUAUGAUGGAGGCGGAUUUAGGACAAGUACUACAGAGGGGCGUAGACUUGAAAAUUGAGUGCGUUUCAAUGGCUGGUGCGACUGGAGAAAUGGCUGUUGGGAUGGAAACCGGCGAAGUGGUCAUUUAUAGAUGGGGAAUAAAUAAGGGGUUUGGGCGUACUAAGGAAGACGAGUCUUUACAGUCGGCGAGCAGGACUGAAGCCGGCGCAAUUGUGGAAGGGAUCCGGAAUGUUCAGAUGAGAACAGACCCCAGUGUUAGGGAAGGCCUGCUACCACUUUGUACCCUAGAGCAACACUGCGGAUCUAUCCUAAAACUGAAAUGCAGUGAUGUGGGGUUCGUGGCAGUGGCAUAUCAGACUGGGCAUGUCAGCGUGCUAGAUCUUAGGGGGCCUGCUGUAAUAUUCCAUGGGAGCCUUAAUUCCUUGACAAAGGAAAGUAAAAGGGCUAGUUUUAGAAAGAGCCGGGAUCACAGUAUUGAUGGCGAGAAGGCCACCUGCUUGGAAUUUGGAGUCCUUACACUGGAAGGCGAUGAAUUUUCGAGCAUUGCACUUUUUGUGGGAUCCACCCAUGGCCGGAUUGCAACUUUCAAAAUCCUUCCCCAGGGCCAAGGGUUCACUUGCACUUUUGUAGGCAUGACUCACAUGGACGGAUCUGUUGUUUCAAUAAUACCCAUCAACUCAGACUCUGGGAAACGUGCAUAUGCUUCUCAACAGGCAGUUGCGAAUCUACGGGAAGGUAUCAAAGUUCCGGGUACAGUGGUUGCUGUCACAAAGUCAGAAGCCAGAAUAUUCAAGCCACCGACUGCAAAGGGUGCCCAUAAAGGCUGGGACGAGUAUUCGUGCUUGAGCGCUGUGGUAGCAGAGCUCGAUACCCACGGUAUCUGCUUGAGUUGUGUGAUGGAUACCGGUGUUGUGAAGAGCUUUUCGAUUCCUGGAUUAAAGGAAAUCGGCGAAGUCAGGCUGAGUGAUUAUUAUGAUCCGUCACGCCUAGCGGAUACAAUUCUGCUUGAUUCUGGAUACAUCUUUGGGUGGACUUCGCAAGCAGAAUGUAUGCUACUUUAUAUGUGGGGUAAAGGUCAAAUACUCGACCAUUUACCAAAAGAUGUGCUUUACAACCCCGAAGCCCCAGUCCCGACUCGUCCAACGAUCUCAAACUUUCAGUGGAUCUCUGGAACACAGCAUGUCACGCCCGCAGACCUUGACCUCUUGAUCGGGGGCCCUGACCGUCCCAUGUCCAAGAAAAUGAUUGAGCAGAUGCGUGCCGAAGAGAAACAAGCACGCCUCGAUGCACGGGCCGGAAACCAAGCCGGUGGCUCCGGAAGGCAAGAGGAGGGCAUAUUCGCAAGUGAUAGUAUGGAUAAGUUGGGAGAGACAUCGGCGAGUUUCGCGGACGACGUGGGUAAAUACGUCAACCAACAGAAGAAGAAAGCCAUCCUUGGGAGUAUCACCGGGAAAUGGUUUUAA